Molecule: messenger RNA, 1029 nt
Organism: Penicillium oxalicum
Lineage: Eukaryota; Fungi; Ascomycota; Eurotiomycetes; Eurotiales; Aspergillaceae
Exons: 3
Coding region: 1-1029 (342 amino acids)
Source: RefSeq, a predicted model, not a curated record
AUGAAUAAUCAGGCUCAGUCGAGGCGCAACGAGCACCUCACAUGGGUAUAUGACCAGCUCCAGGGGUGUGGGGAAAUCUAUCUGGAGCCGGCUCAUCUCCGGACGCUGCAAAUUCUGGCGCUCCCCACCCAUGUGUCUGACAAUGGGGAGGUGCUAUUCCACCCCAGGUUCUUCAAGGCGCAUCCGGCUCGAGUCCUCGGGGAAUACCCAGUCAACCAGAGCGUGAUGGGUCCGGCCAACCCACCUCGAGGAGUCCCACCCUUGUGUGACCCACCAAGCCUUGAAAAAGAGCUCUGGAACCAUGUGCAUAUCGCAGAUGAUGGAGAUCGUAUCCAAGCGGCACGGGACAGCCUAGCGGAUCGCUUGAGCCAGUACUGGCACGAAUGGACGUGCGUGCAGCGGGUCCAUGGCCACAUCCAGAGCCAUAUUCUGGCUCCCCGAUUUGGACGACCAGAGGGGUCUACCUUGUGUGAGCUGGGCGCUCUCCAGCCUUCUUUAUUGCAGGAGGUUGCGUCGAGCAAUGACCCUCCCACAGCUUCGACAUGCGCCAACAACAUGAAUUGGCAGAUCGAGGAUCUUCUGGAGGACUCGUCUCGGAAUACAAACCCCCACACAAUCAUGAGUGUCCUGACCGAGGUCGACGCGGGGGCCGAGCCCGCAAGUCUCACUCUGCACGAGGUGCUGGCAGCCGUCACCAUGAUGAGGAUCAGAACCUCUCAUGGACCAUGGACCAGCAAUGCCAUCCAUCCGCUUCUCAUGAUCUCCUACACGGGCGAUGGAUGCGGGAGAAUCACCCAGGUGUCUCUGCACGGCGAGACCUUGAUCCUGCAAUAUUCGCCGCUGUGGGAUUUCCAGCAUAGCGACUCAGCGCCAGUAGAGCUUUUUGUGCGCUAUUACCUGAGCGGUCUGGGGUCAGUAUCGCUGAUGGAUUACGCGAAUCCAGAUGCCGAUGCUCUGACGGGACUCGUGUCGAGCCUGACUUUGGAUACCACUGCAGGGGGCUCUAGUGAAAAGAUGGAUGUGUCCUGA